Messenger RNA from Neocloeon triangulifer, 998 nucleotides. RefSeq names its product ribosome biogenesis protein NSA2 homolog (gene Ip259). The record is from RefSeq and is a predicted model, not a curated record. Gene Ontology annotation, biological process: maturation of LSU-rRNA; maturation of 5.8S rRNA. The transcript has 3 exons. The coding region runs from base 167 to 952 and encodes 261 amino acids. Lineage: Eukaryota; Metazoa; Arthropoda; Insecta; Ephemeroptera; Baetidae. Gene Ontology annotation, cellular component: preribosome, large subunit precursor; nucleolus.
GGAAGUCUGACUUCGGCCAUUUCUGUCAUCCAUGGGAGCGUGAACAGUACGCGCAGGUCGUGCUUAAUUUGAGGGGAGGCGUCCAAUUUGUCCUUAAUUGUCCCCAUCCAGGCUUGGUGGACCACCACCUGUUCUCAGCAGCCGUGACGACAAAUAAGGCGCAAACAUGCCGCAGAACGAGUAUAUGGAACGGCAUCGAAAGCUGCACGGCAGGCGGCUUGAUUAUGAAGAACGUCUGCGAAAGAGGCAGGCCCGUGAGCCACACAAACGGGCCGCCGAGGCCAGGAAGUUGAGAGGUCUGAAGGCCAAGAUUGCCAACAAGGCCAGGGCCAAUGAGAAGAUCCAGAUGAAGAAGAAGAUCAAGGCCCAUGAGGAGAAACUGACUCCGAAGCAGAGUGACGGGAAAGUGUCCGAAGGGGCGCUGCCUGUGUACCUUCUGGACCGUGAGGUGACCACCAGGGCCAAGGUCCUGUCCAACAUGAUCAAGCAGAAGCGAAAGGAAAAGGCCGGCAAGUGGGACGUGCCCAUUCCGAAAGUCAAGGCCCAGUCAGACAGUGAGGUCUUCAGGGUCCUCAGGUCUGGAAAGACAAAGAGAAAGGGCUGGAAGAGAAUGGUCACCAAGGUCACGUUUGUGGGCGAAAACUUCACACGAAAACCUCCCAAGUUUGAAAGGUUCAUCAGGCCAAUGGCCCUCAGGUUCAAGAAGGCCCAUGUCACCCACCCUGAGCUCAAAGCCACCUUCUGCCUGCCUAUCAUUGGAGUGAAGAGGAAUCCGAGCAGUCCGAUGUUCACGUCGCUCGGGGUCAUCACCAAGGGCACAGUCAUCGAGGUCAACGUCAGCGAGUUGGGUCUUGUGACCAGCCAGGGGGGAAAAGUGGUUUGGGGAAAAUAUGCUCAGGUCACCAAUCACCCUGAGAAUGAUGGAUGUAUCAAUGCUGUACUGCUAGUUUAAGUUCCAAUAAAUAAUUAGGGUCUUUUGUAAGAAAAUCCGGAAUUUA